UGAUGAUUGUGGCCACGCAAAAAUAACCAUAAUUAUUUUUGUCCAAUACCAAAUAAACGUAAAGGUUAUACCCUACACAUGUAUAAUCAGAAUUUAAGAGGCAAGUCAAUCUCAAUCCACUUUUAUGCUGAUAGGUUAGUCUAUGUAUAUAUAAUUAUUUCAAAAUAAAAUAACCUAUAGGGGGGUUUGUGCUAGGUUGUUUGUUUUUUGUUUCAGUUUUUUUUUACUAAGAAGUCAAUACUAAUUUAUCACACCUACGCUAUUCAUUCAUACCAAACUUUAAAACUGUAUCAAAUUACACUGUGAAGGUUUGGAAGAUACACGUCUCCUUGUAAUAUGCGGAGUUUUCAUAAUGAUAAGGCGUCUUGUGAGUAAAGGCAGCAAGCACACUUUCGAAUUUUCAGCCUUAUUUUUCUCCUUGUAUUCAAUAAAUUAAUAUAUUAUACAGAUAUACAUAUAUAUAUAUAUUUAUUUCAACAAUUCAAUAUUGUAUGGAAUAAAUAAUUAUGAUGAAUGUACAUAUGUGAGGGAAAUUUGUCAACUUCUACUCACCUAUGCUAUUUUCUCUAUCAAUAUUUCUUCAAACAAAUGAACACAUCAUCAUAUAAUUAUGAAGAUCAAUUUUAUUCAUCUAUCUCAAGUGUAUUUAACUUUGUUAUCGCAUAAUUUACUGCCUAUACAACUUAUAAAGGGAGACAUAUGCCUUCACUUGGUUCGAAUAUCAUGACUACUAGGGUAGUUGUUCAUUUUAUACUCAAUAUCAUUAAUAUAUAUUUCAAUAUUUUACAAAAAUUUGUAACAUAAUUAUUGUGAAAAUCAAUAUAAAACAUAAAUUGAUCAAUUAUCAUGUCUAGUGAAUUAAACAAAACGGAACAAUACUCUCAAAUUGAUCAACCAAUCAAAGAAGAUUCUAUUGAGAAUGAUUAUAAAAUCAAAUCAGAUACUACUUAUCCUUUAUUAUGUAAUACACUUAUUGAUUCUGAUUGUAAAAAAAUGAAAUUAUCCGAUGUCUGGGAAACAAGUAAUACACCUCCACUAGAAUCUACAUUAACAUUAAAUCAAGAGAUAAGUAGUGAAAUGAAUCCGAAAGAUAAGGAUAUUAUCGAAUAUGAACAGAGUGAUACUGUUCAUGAUGUUCAUCAUGAUGAUGAGAUUUACAAAGAUAAAACAAAGAAAUCAAGUUUUACUAAUGUUAAAGAUGAAUCAAACUAUCGAAUUACAGACAAUUAUGAAACUUACCAUACCAAUAUUGAAAAGGAUAUUUGUACAGAAUUCGAUAAUCCUAUGUAUAUACCAAUUAAAUUACCAUUAAGCAGUAAUUUAUACGUUCCAGUUUAUUACGUACAGUCAAGUGAAGAAGCAUUACCUAAAGCGGAUAAACAUCAUGUGGAUUAUUAUCAUAGUAAUAAUAAUAAUAAUAAUGAUAAUAUUUCUGAAUCUAAUAACAUUCAUGAUAACAAUUCAACGGUAAGUCAAAACUUUCCAUUGAAAUCUAAUAGUAGUUUAAGGGGGAAUGAUAUACCAAGCAAUCUACAAAGUGAUUAUCACAUAAAUACUAGUAAUCAAGGAUAUCAAAAUAGUAUAUCACCAUAUUACACCACAGAAGUUAGCCCAAAUCAUCAUGAUUUAGAUAAGUGUGAAUUGAAAAUAAAAUCCAAACAAACAAAAAUUCGAUUAAAACCUUCACAGAAGACUAAAUCAAAGAUGAAAAACUUUAUUCAGGUAAAGAAUAAAAAUAUAACAAUUAAAUCAAGCAAUCACAACGAUGAAGGUAUAAAAGAAGUUGAAGCAACGACAAUAGGAAAGAUAAACAACAUCGACAAAAGGAAAAGAUAUACGGGAUGUUCACCCAAGUUAAAAUUUAAGAAAACCAAAGACAACACAGAACAUGUCAAAAAAGGAAAACAAGAAAAGAAAAAAAGUAAGAAUAAUCAGAUUCAAAAAGAAGUAAUCAGUGCAAACGAAGAUAAGACGGAGAUUCAAAGCAAAAGCAAGGCUCAGAAAAACGAAAGAAAAGAAGCGAAGAAUCAACGGAAAAUACUAUGCGCAACUACCAGAAAAACACAAAAAACGAAAAACCAAAACCCUGAAGAAACUCCGACGACAAAAAUAACGGAAAAAAAACAACCAAACGCACAGAAAACACCACUGAAACCAAAAAAAACAAAUAAACAUGGAGAUGAAGCAACAAAGCAAAAGAUAGGACUGACUGGACAGGUGUCCGCUCCCGAUGUGGACGUCAGUGUUCCAUCGAAGAAGUUCACCUUCGGUUGGGGCUCGAAAGGUAAGAAGGCGAAGAAGGUGAAGGUGCCCAAAGUGUCAGGAGACGUAGACGCUGGUUUGGAUGUGAGUGGGAAGGUUGAUGUUCCCAGUGUGGACGUGGAUGUGGACGCAGGUGGACGAGGUAAAGGUAAGAAGUUCCACUGGUCUCCGAAUAUCUCGUUGCCGAAGUUCAAUGUGCACAUGCCAGAUGUGUCAGGAAAGGUGCAUGCAGACGCACCUGAUGUGAGUGUGAGUGGAACUGGUCCAUCUGUGGAAUUGCCAUCUGUGAAAGCCAGUGCUCGUUUGCCGACUGUCGACGUGUCCGUUCCAGAUGCAUCGCUUGGAGGUGAUCUCUCCGGUAAGCUUGAUUUAGACGGGACUGGUUUGAAGAUCCUUAACGGUGAUCUGAAUAUUUCUGAGGCUUUUGCCGUUGAAUGUUUUGAUGGCCGUUUUUCAGGUUUUGAUUCUGGUUCUCCUUUGGAUGUCCCUGAUUUGUUGACUGAUUUUUCUGACUCUUCUGUGGGUUAUUUUGGUGCCGGUGAUUUGUUUCCGGUGUCUCGUUGUUCUGUUGAUUAUGGUAUUGUGGCUGAUGAACCGGUUAUUGCUCCUGUUUCAGCUCGAGCUGAGUUUUCUUCUGAAGUGUUUGAUUCUCGAUUAUCUCCUCUUUACGCUUUUCAGGAUAUUAAUGAGACUUUUUCUUCUCCGCUUGAUUCUGGUUUCAAUGGUGAUGCUUCUUAUGAUGACGCUAUGUCGGCAGAUAUCGAUGAGAUCUUUAUUGUUCCUAUUCAUUAUAGUCGUGUCUUGCCGACGUUCGAUGCUUCAUCUCAGAGUGCUACUUUUGAGAAUUCUGCAGAUUUGCAAGAUUUCCCGGCUAAGUCUUCCGGCAAUAUAUCUCCUGUUAACCGGGAUACAGAUAUGAUGCACGAAGCUCUUCCUUCUUUGAAGUCACCGAAGACAUCUUUUUGGCCACUGUCUCGAAAGCAGAAGGAUUCUAAAGUUCAUCGAGCGAGGCUGGCUGAUGCUAAGAAGCAGAAAGUGCACGAUUCUAAGCCUUAUGAUAACUCAUGUCCAAUGAAUAAUACUUCAGUACCAAGAAAAAUAAGUCAUCCUGAUCACAAUCAAGGGCUGGAUUUUGACAGUAAAAACGUCGGAGGAGAAAACUCUUCAUGCCUCCUUGUGAAGCAAAAUCAUUCGAAAGAAUAUUUUGAUGACCAUCAUGGUGGAGUAGCUAUAUGUAGUUCCAACUUUAAUGAUAAUCUUACUUCUACUCCUCGACGUUCACCUAAUAAGUCCAGAGAUCCUUCGAUUAGGAAAACAUGGCACGGACCACGAGAACCUUAUUCUGAUUUAACGGAAAAUAACUAUCCUGAAGAGCACGAGUUCACUUUCACAGAAGAAAUUUCUGAUAUCCACUUAAAGCCAAUGAAAAUUACACGGAAUGAAAAUAAUAAAUCCCCCAAUGUAUCGGAUUUCCUACGUCGAAGUAUAGUUAAUACAUCAAAACGCCGCCCGUGGAGUACUUUAGAAUAUCCACCACCUGGAUGUAAAUUUGUAGACGAUGAUUAUCUAUUUCCAGAUGCUUUAACUCCUACAAAAAUUCCAAGCUUUCGUGCAAGUAAAGAAAUUGUUUAUGAUGUGCCAUAUAUGGAUGACAAAGCUCUUCCUACCUAUGAACCUGAAUGGCCUUUAGGUGAAUCAAGGCGAACAUUAAUUUCUCAAUUGUCACAAAAUAGCAAUAGUUUGAUACGGAUAACAGCUGAAGAAGAAAGCAGUCUUAUAUCCCUUGAUACUAAAUUAUCCGAUCAACAACAACAUGGAUCAAAGAGAAAAAAUCGAUUUAAAGCCAAUAAAAAGUCUACAUCAACUCAAGAUGAUUUAAAAAUUCGAUCAAAAAGUGGAAAUAAAUUUUUAACAUGGUGGUCUAAACAUGGUUCACCGCAUAAAUGAAACUGAUCAACAUGUUUUUUUUUCUCUAAAUUUCAAUAUUUAUACUAUCAACAAGUAAACAGAUACUUCCCUGAUCAAUAUUCAUUCAUUUCCCUAUCAAUCUAAUUAUCGUGAACUAUUCACUUGCUAAUUGGUUGUAUUAUUUCCCUCAAUAUAAUAAAAUAUCAGAAUUUGCAAUUCACUAGUAUAUCCCUCAUGAGUUCGUCAUCAGCUUGAAACCCAGUCAACAAAACAACCAAUUGAUUGGUCACUGUUACUGUCACCGCUUUAAUCAUCAAACCCUUGUAUAAAAAAAGUAAUUGACUAACUCUACCUUGUAUUACUCAAGAUUAUCAAACGUAUAAUGAAAAUUGGUACUGCUGAAAACAUAUAUAUGAUGCCGUACUACCCCCAACCCACCCGACUACACCCUAUCCAUCCCACCCAACCUCCUACUCCAAUUGAAAAGACUACCAUAUAAAUCCUUUGUUCUUGAAGUAUACUUACUCAAUAAUGACAAUGUAUGGGAAAAAGUGAAUAACUACUCGAACCAUCCUGAUUGUAUUGACUUUCGUUACUUUUUUUUUUAAACUAUUUUUUCUUGCUGUUGUUGUUGUUGUUUCUUUUAAUUGUGUUUAUGUUUUCUGACAGUAAAAAAACUCAACAACACAUAUUCAACAUUCAUUAUGGUCAUUGAAUAUUGAAAGAAAAAAUAAACUUUUCGCCAAAAUAAUAAGUAAUGACUAUAUAUUAUACAAAAUUUAUUUAUUAUCGUAUAUUAUACAAGGAUAAAUGUGUAUUCAUCCCUAAUACAAUAAUGUAAUCAUCAGGUUGGUUGAAAAUUUUCGUUGAAUAACAAUAUUUACAAAGCUCAUUGUUUUUCUGAUAUUAUUUUAUGAUAAUGAUAUUUGAAAGAAAAAUAUCACCGCCUUUCUGUUCUACACUUUCUUGAAAUCCUUUAUCUCAACUCUUAAGAAAAUCUCUUAUAUAAAAACAGAAAGUGAUCUCUAAGCCAAUAGAUACUUUAUAUUUCUUUCUCAUUUAACUAUGUACCAACUAAUAUAUAAUCUCACUAAUAUAUAUAUAUAUAUGCUUUCUUUGUAUAAACAGAAAAAUCAUGAAGAAAAAAAAAAGCCAAUAUGUGAGUUGUUUAAUAAACUAUGAGAGAUCAUUUAACCUAUUCAACUCAAUGUUUCAAUCUUCUCUUCUUACAAAAAAGAACACAAUUAUUAUUCACAAAAUUGCCUUGUCUUUUUAAUCUAUUCAAUUAAUAAAUAUACAAUGAAAAAAUGAAUUUGUCUGUUUGUUUGUUUUUUGGUUCCCGUUUUGUUUUGCUAAACAUCUUUUUUUGUUUUUAUACAUUUCUAUAAAAAAAAAAAUCUUUAUCUUCACAGUAUUUUUGUUAUGUUGCUAAUGCAGAAAUGUAUGUUGUGUGUGUGUGUGUGUGUAUGUGUCUACUAACCUUUGGAGUUAUUUUGAUCCCAAAUGAAAUAUUCACCCUCCCUCCCUCCCUCUUUUUUUUACGCCUAUCCUACAAUUAUGAUUAAUAGUAGUACUACUAUCAUUAUUAUUGUUUACUAAAUUAUUUUUUUUGGCUUUGACAUCGACAUAUUCUUUCUUGCUUCAUGGAAUGAAAAUAAACUCCUCGUUCUAUAUAUGGAAUCGGUGAUUUUACUUAUCAUCUCACCAGUAGACACAAUGCUGACCUCAUAUCAGCCUUCCGAUCCCUUUUUUUUUUUAAUGAAAUAAUAUCGAAUAAGCAACAUUAACUUUGACAAGUUUUUUUCUUUAUAUGCUUAUUGUAUGACCAAGAUACAAAUCUGUGCGUUUCACUUUGUGCAUGUGGAUCAAGAGGAGGAAGAAUAGCGGAAGGGGAGGUGAAGAGAGUGAGAAUUCAUAUUAUCAUUGAUGACAGUUAUGUAAACAUACCCUUGGGAGAACCUGUUUUCAACUCUUCAUAUUCCCUUUACCAAUCUGGGGUUAUAUUGUUUGAGUGCUGUCAGAUGAGAGGAUGAGUUCAAAAUGUCAGAUACAUACGCACAUAAAUCCACAUUUUGUAUAAACACUAAAGAAGAUUAUAGAGUAGUGAAAUAAUUUUAUUAUUAAUUGCUUUGUUGUAGUUUGUUUCAAUUGUUGUUGUUGAUGAUGAUGGUUCAAUUUUAUGAUAAAUAGUGAAGGUCUCUUCGAGAAGUAUUCAAAGGAAGACAAAAUUAUCCCUGCUUUAUGAUGAUUAUUGGCUGCAGUACCAUCGUAGUAAUUACAACAGAAUUAUCCUCCCUGAAUAUAUAUAUAUAUAUAUAAUACCUUAAAUGUGAACAAGACUAUCUCCUUCUCCCUUUUCUUCUUUUUAUGAUUCAAUCAGUCAAUGGAAUGAUGAUUAUUCAUUAUUACUUGUUAUUAUAAUUGUUAUUGUUUAUUUCUAUUUUCAUUUGUGAUGAGUACGAAAGACGAAAAAAAAGCAAACUAUUAUCAAACAAAUAAACUGAUCAUUCAGUGUGACUGAAAUCCCAUGUAAAUUAUUGACUGUUCAUUCACUCGCCAGUUGUCAGUAAGGAUUGAAUAUUUCACCUUGAAGUAUGCAACAAUAUAUAGAUGUACACAUUAAGUUGUAGAGUAAAGAAUGAUAUAUGAUCUACAUUACAUAACAACAACAAAAGAAAC
Heterobilharzia americana is the source of this 6849-nucleotide messenger RNA. The record is from the annotation of a GenBank genome assembly. Lineage: Eukaryota; Metazoa; Platyhelminthes; Trematoda; Strigeidida; Schistosomatidae.